UUGUUUCGGUUUUGAAACAAAAAAAAAAAAAAAACCUCUGCAAAAAUGAAUUUAACAAUGGACGAAGCAAAAUUAAAGGAGCUAAAGGAGUUCAUUGAUCAGUGCAAAGCUAAUCCUUCCAUUCUAAGCGACCCUUCACUCUCCUUCUUCCGUGACUAUCUCCAAAGUCUCGGAGCAAAUCUCCCAUCUUCAGCUUGCGGCCAUGAAGCUGGAGACUCCAAAUCGAGUUAUGUGAUGGAGGAGAGUGACGAGGAAGUGGCAGACGAUGGAGAGAAAAUUAAUUUAGAGGAGGAAGAAGAAGAGAUUAUUGAAUCUGAUAUCGAGCUUGAAGGCGAUGUCGUUGAGCCUGAUAAUGAUCCUCCUCAGAAGAUGGGAGACUCUUCAGUGGAGGUUAACGAUGAGAACCGCGAUGCUGCGCAGUUGGCUAAAGCCAAAGCCAUGGAUGCUAUUUCUGAAGGGAAGUUAGAGGAAGCUAUAGAGAAUCUGACACAGGCGAUUUUGCUGAAUCCAACAUCGGCAAUCAUGUAUGGAACCCGAGCUAGUGUUUAUAUCAAGAUGAAAAAGCCAAAUGCUGCCAUUCGAGAUGCCAAUGCGGCUUUGGAGAUUAACCCAGAUUCUGCUAAGGGCUACAAGUCUCGGGGCAUUGCACGAGCAAUGCUUGGUCAAUGGGAAGAUGCCGCCAAGGAUCUACGCUUGGCAUCAAAGUUGGAUCACGAUGAGGAAAUAAACAGCGCCCUUAAGAAGGUUGAACCUAAUGCACACCGCAUUGAGGAGCACCGUAGGAAGUAUGAUAGACUGCGUAAAGAGAAAGAAGAUAGAAUUAUUGAACGUGAGAGACGGCAUCGUCGUGCUCAAGCUCAAGCUGAAUAUGAGAAAGCAAAGAAGCAGGAGCAAUCAUCCUCCAGUACAAAACCUAGUGAGAUGCCUGGUGGGUUUCCAGGUGGAAUGCCUGGAGGAAUGCCAGGUGGUUUCCCUGGUAGUAUGCCGGGUGGGAUGCCUGGAAACGUUGAUUUCAGUAAAAUAUUGAAUGAUCCUGAAUUAAUGGCAGCAUUUAGUGAUCCAGAAGUCAUGGCUGCUCUUCAAGACGUGAUGAAGAAUCCUGCUAAUCUUGCAAAGCAUCAAGCAAAUCCCAAAGUCGCACCUGUAAUUGCAAAUAUGAUGAGUAAAUUUGGCGGACCCAAGUAAAAUAGUUCCUUAGUAAUUUGAUUUCGUUUGUGUUGUAAAUAUAAAAUACUCAUCUUUGUGUUCAUUCCAAGGAAACAAGUAAAAAUUAUAGUCAGUGUUAGGAACUGGUUUAUAGGUUUGCAGGAUUUUUCUCUUUCGGAGUAAGAGUGUUUUGUUUUUUUUUCCAACCUUUUUAUCUUUUUAAAAUUACAUUUUAAAAUAAAUUAUCUAUUCCUUACGUCA
Molecule: messenger RNA, 1407 nt
Organism: Gossypium raimondii (Peruvian cotton)
Lineage: Eukaryota; Viridiplantae; Streptophyta; Magnoliopsida; Malvales; Malvaceae
Product: FAM10 family protein At4g22670
Exons: 11
Coding region: 46-1185 (379 amino acids)
Molecular function (GO): protein dimerization activity; Hsp70 protein binding
Source: RefSeq, a predicted model, not a curated record